AUCAUAAUGAAUGGAUCUAGUGUGGCAAAUACAUCACCUAGUGUAAAAUCCAAAGAGGACCAAGGGUUAAAUGGGCAUGAUGAGAAGGAAAACCCAUUUGCAGAGUACAUGUGGAUGGAAAAUGAGGAGGAUUUCAACAGACAGGUUGAGGAGGAGCUGCAGGAGCAAGACUUUUUGGACCGCUGCUUCCAGGAGAUGCUGGAUGAAGAAGACCAAGACUGGUUUAUUCCAUCACGAGACCUGCCUCAGGCCAUGGGACAGCUGCAACAGCAGUUAAAUGGACUGUCUAUCAGUGAUGAGCAUGAUUCUGAAGAUAUUUUGAGCAAAAGUAACCUGAACCCAGAUGCCAAGGAGUUUAUUCCUGGAGUGAAGUACUGAGCCUACAGAAAGCUUUGAGGAGGACUUGUCUGUCCCCCCAUCUGGGGAUAUGAUGCACAAUAAGGCAGAGCUGAAAAGGGGGGUGGGGUGGGCGAGGGGUACACAGCAGGGAAGGGAAAUGGUGGUUUAAUGAUACUGUGACUCUGAGUAACUAAUGUGCUCAGUCUUACUCUA
Molecule: messenger RNA, 552 nt
Organism: Propithecus coquereli (Coquerel's sifaka)
Lineage: Eukaryota; Metazoa; Chordata; Mammalia; Primates; Indriidae
Gene: PAIP2B
Product: poly(A) binding protein interacting protein 2B
Exons: 3
Coding region: 7-378 (123 amino acids)
Biological process (GO): negative regulation of translational initiation
Cellular component (GO): cytoplasm
Molecular function (GO): mRNA regulatory element binding translation repressor activity
Source: RefSeq, a predicted model, not a curated record